AUGAAGGCUCACAGCAGGGAGGUCGGAGUGUUUGUCCGAAUCAGACCAACGGCGAACUUCUCUAAAGACCUCAUUGAAUGUCUUCCUGACGGACAGACGGUGAACAUCCAUCACUGGAAAGACUCCAAGCUGCUCCAUGAAAGAAAGAAGAGUCAGCUGAGCUCCCAGUCGUUCAGGCUGGAAGGCGUCCUGCAGGAUGUAUCCCAAGAAGAAGUGUACACCCAGGUGUGCCGACAGGUGGUACUGAGAGCACUGGAUGGCUAUAAUGGUUCUGUGAUGUGUUUUGGGCAGACAGGUUCAGGAAAGACUUACACCAUGACAGGAUCCAAGGAAUCAUACAAGGAGAGAGGACUCAUCCCUCGGGCCCUUCAGGAGGUGUUUCUGGAAGUCGAGAAAAGGACUGAGUAUGCCUUCACUGUGCACCUGUCCUACCUGGAGAUCUACAAUGAGACCCUGGUAGACUUGCUAUCAUCGCUGCGGGGGUCCAUAUGCCCGUCUCAACGAGGUAUGGUGGUGAUGGAGGAGCCAGGCAGGGGUGUGUUCAUCCGAGGCCUGUCGCUUCAUCCUGUUCACAGGGAGGAGGAGGCUCUGAACCUAAUGUUUGAGGGUGAGAUGAAUCGCAUUAUUGGUUCUCAUGCCUUGAACAGGAACUCCUCCAGGUCCCACUGCAUCUUCACUGUGCAUUUAGAGUCUCACUCGCGCACUCUGUCUGAUGCCAAGUAUGUCAGCUCCAAGCUGAAUCUGGUGGAUCUGGCCGGGUCAGAGAGGCUGGGAAAGACUUGGUCAGAGGCUCAGAUGUUAAAGGAAGCCGUGUAUAUCAACAAGUCCUUGUCGUUCCUGGAGCAGGCCAUCCUUGCCCUGGCAGACCGUCGCAGAGACCACGUUCCCUUCAGGCAGUCUAAACUCACACAUGCCCUCAAAGACUCAUUAGGAGGGAACUGCAACACUGUGCUUAUGGCCAACAUCUACGGUGAGGCUGCACAGAUAGAAGAAACACUUUCUACUCUGCGGUUUGCCAGCAGGAUGAAGUGUGUCCGGACUGAGCCCAUUGUUAAUGAACACAUGGAUCCAGCAAUUCAGAUCAAGAAACUACAAAAGGAUGUGGACAUGCUGAAGGAGGAACUAUCCAUGCACAACACACUAGUGAACAGGCAGGGAAUCACAUAUGAGCCGUUGUCUGAGGCCCAGCUGGCCGAGAUCAAAAGUCAGGUUCAGAGGUACCUAGAGGGAAGCCUCAAGGAAAUCAGUAUCCUAAGUGUCAGGCAGGUCCAAGCUGUGUUUUCCCAAUUCAAACUCGCUGUCAGGGAACAGGAGCAGAAGGUGAAGGCCGAGCUGUGCCAGGCCUACGACUUGACGGAGAGCUCAAAGGAACACUAUGGUUACGCUGCUGCUGACAAGCUUUGGGGUGUCGCUCAGUCAUCCAAAAAUGUCCAUCACCUGAGUUCCACCAGAGUCCAAACAAAGAAGACCAAGGACAAACAGGGGUGAGUCAAAACCAAAAGACAGGGAGCGGGAAGUCCAGUUAUGAAGAAGCAUUUGGAGAGUGCCUCCAAAUCAACACUGAAUUCUGUCCAGAUGUUUGAGAGGGAACAGGCAGCACUAGAACCAGACACAGAGAGCCAGGACACACAGGAAUCACAAGCUCCUGGCAGCGAACCCAUCCACCCAAACUCUCCUCCUUCAAAAGCCGAUGCCUUUGAGGAUUUUAAGCUGAGACAAGGCAGCAUGAUCAACAGCAUCCUGAAGGAGAACAAGGCCGUGCUGCUGGAACGUCGCAGUCUUCUCCGACAACUCACCGAGGAGGUCAAUGCUGUCAAGAGUGAGAUAGACUGCAUCACAGCCACCAUGCAGCAGAACAACGAGUUGAGAAAAGGUCAAUACAUGGUUACGGGGGAACAACCACUGCAGCAGGAGCCAGAUGCCACUUCAUUGAUGCAGCUCAGAGAGUUGAAAGCGCUGUACCGACAGAGAUAUGAAGUGCUGCGUGACAUCAAAGCAGAGGUUAACUACUGUCAGCAUCUUGUGGAUCAGUGCAGGGUGCGCCUGCUCUCCGAAUUUGAGAACUGGUAUGAGAAGUCUUACCUGUUACCUGACGAAGAGCUGGACGUACUUUUGGAGAAGACUCAGAAACAUGAAGAGAAUAGUCACUGUCUGCCACACGAGCUUCUUCCUGAUAGCAGCAGCUCUGACUCUUUCUACAACGCCCGCUACAGAACACUGAAGAGAGUGACGGUGCUCUCCACUCCAGUGCUGAGGAACUCAUCUGCAGGACAGAGAAGACUUCCUUCAAUUCAACCGCUUACCUAAGUCAGUUUUUUUAAAUAUAUAAACUGAAGCUGUAAAGUACAGCCUCUACAUGUGCAAAGUGGGAACCGG
Labrus bergylta (ballan wrasse) is the source of this 2376-nucleotide messenger RNA. Lineage: Eukaryota; Metazoa; Chordata; Actinopteri; Labriformes; Labridae. The record is from RefSeq and is a predicted model, not a curated record.